GAGUUUAUUGGUAGCACCAAAUACAGACGAACAUAAGGAGGGACGAAUAUAAUAGAAGUAACAUCUUUGUUUCAUGGCACUCAUCGGGAGCACUACAACACGAUCGACGAUCGUGUGCCUGAUGGUUGUUGCUUUGGUGGUGUUUGCUACUAUAAGCUUUACCUUGCCAUGUUGCCAUGCUGGCACUGAAUCUACUAAAAAGGUGGUGUGUGAGACGCUGGAUGCAUGUAUCUCUGACGCUGGAUGCAAAGCUAUCUGCGAGGGUAGUGGCAUGGUUUUCUACUAUAACGCGUGUGCGGGUCGCGAUUUUCCAAUCUGUUGCUGCAUACCUAUGUAAGGGGGCGCUCUUCCGCCGUGUUGCUGCACAGAAAUAUAAAAUUUAUUCGCGGUUUUCUGCCCGAGCUAUGCAAUUCUGAAUAAUUAUA
Messenger RNA from Triticum dicoccoides, 425 nucleotides. RefSeq lists its product as uncharacterized. The transcript is spliced from 2 exons. The record is from RefSeq and is a predicted model, not a curated record. Bases 74 to 337 code for a protein of 87 amino acids. Lineage: Eukaryota; Viridiplantae; Streptophyta; Magnoliopsida; Poales; Poaceae.